Hydra vulgaris (swiftwater hydra) is the source of this 1020-nucleotide messenger RNA. The record is from RefSeq and is a predicted model, not a curated record. Lineage: Eukaryota; Metazoa; Cnidaria; Hydrozoa; Anthoathecata; Hydridae.
AUGUUUAAUAGGCAAGCACUAAGUAAUGCACUUAAUGCAUCUCGUAUUUUAGCUAGUAGAGCAGCUGCUACAGACUUGGGAAAAACUGCUGUAGAUGCAGCAAAUGAUUCUUUGUUUCAUCCACAUGAAUCUUAUUUAGAAAUUGAAGGAAGACUUGUAAAAGCAGAUGGAACUGCAUAUGCAGAUACAGAUGCAAUAACACUAACACACAAUGGACUUAUGCAUUUAUUUGAGAGAAUUGAAUAUAGGUUCUAUGAUUCAGUCGUUGAAUCAGUUAAUUAUCCAGGUAUAGCAACUACAAUGCUUGGAAUGUUAAAAUAUCCAAAUGACUUUCAACAAUCAAAAGCAAUGAAUCAAUUGUGGUUUAAAGAUAAUAUAGCAACAGCAAAUUUACAUGAACUUUUUCUUCUAAGAAGAAAUGAUGAUAAUGCAAUUUUUAAAGCUGCUGGUAUAGCUGCAGGAAAAGUAAAUAUUACUAGAAUAUCAUUAAUGAUGAGACGUGCAACUCCAUCUGAUGUAGCAAAUUUACAACUUGUUAAAAUAAUUAAAUCACAAGAAACACUUGAUAUGGGAUUUAGAUCGAGGUUCUUAGAUAGAACUAAUGUUCCACAAAAUACAACAUUUGACUGGAGAUUAGGAUUAAGAACAACUGAAAAACCAAGAUAUAUACUUCUUAAUGAAGAAAGAUAUCCUGCUACUAAUUAUAGCUUAUCAUUUCCAAAUAUGAAAAUUACUAGAGCAUAUAGACAUGCAUCCAAUUUUGCUGAAGAUUAUUAUAAUAUGUCUAAUCUUAUUAGUCUAUGCAGUAUCACUCCUUUAGAUUAUAGAGAUUUAUAUCCUAUUAUGUAUUUUGAUGUAAGUAAGCAAUCAGAAAGAAUGAAAGAUUCAACAGUAGAUAUUAGACUUAAAGCAGAAUUUAAUACACCUGUUCCAGCAAAUACUAUAAUAUUUGCUCUCAUCAUUUCAGAUAGAAUAGCAAAAUUUACUUCUAAUGGAGAUAGAUUAAGAUUUGAAUAUUAA